UUUAUGAAAAUAGUAAAGACCUUGAUUAGAGCUUUGUGAUUGCUUCUCUGGGAAUAUUUAGGGUUUAAUUGCUGAUAAUAAAAUGAUAAGAAUCUUGGAUGCAUCGCUAUAAUAUACGCUUCAAGAUUGGCUGAAAGAAUUGUCGCCGAGUUACUUGAAGCAUUGCUGAAAUUCAACAAGUUGUUGCAACGCCAACAUUUUCAUAACCACGUUAGUUGGGUGUAGAACAAUCUUAUCCAGUCAUUUUUUUAUGACCUGGGACAACUUAUGGACAAAGGAAAGAAGACGAGAUUCUGUUAUGAGUUUCUGCGCUUGACCGGUGUAAAUUUAGGAAGAACCCUUGACAUGCAUGCCACCAGUUGUAAACAUGCAGGUAAAAUAUAUCAAACGUUGUUAUAGCAUUUCGAAAUUAUACACUUGCGACAUUGUAAUUACUUUAGAAAACCAGUUGUAAAAUGGAAAGAAAUUAUCGAAGUUGCGAGUUACAAAUUUGUGACAGUUACAGCAAAAAUGAUGAAAACUACACAAAAUAUUUCGUACUUGACCAGCAAGAAAAAAUCAUCGAAACAGCUAAAAUCUUGCACUCGUUCAGUAAACAAUUUUUCGCCGAGCCCCUCUCGUUUACAGACGAGAGAUAUUACAGCGUUGGCGACGCAUAUUUUUCGGAUUUUCAAAGUGUGGUACUAACGGUUGAUACCUUAAUCGAGUGGCUAGAGCGCUCUGGAAAUGAUGUGCUUCAAAAUGUUAAGAAAAAAGAGGCUGUUUUGCGCGGAAUGCUGCGAUUGACAGAACUCGGCAGUCAAGCUAGUCUCUUUAGUAUGCUGGAAUUGGCCUGCAAGUUCCUCGAUGUCCCAAAAAAUCCCUACCCAGCAGAACGAGAAUACAUAUCAGGCACCUUGGCUGAAGUUCAUGAUCAAAAACAAAGCAUCUACAAAAUCCUACGAGAGGCUGGCGAAACCUUACGACGCAUUAUCGACGAUGAUACGUUUGACAUCAGCAAGGGGAUGCAAUUUGAUAACGAUGUUAGAAAGGUUGAGUUAGAAAUUCAGUUUUGCCAACGACGUUUGGAUGGCGCGAAAAAAAUGACGGUCCAGUUAAUGCAAAAAAUGCAGUCGGUGAAAUGGUUUUCCCGAGCUGUUCGAGCCGUGGGAAUUCUCAUCACUUUGUACUUUGCGUAUUAUAAAUAUCAGAAUUCGACUAUAGCUUUUCCUAUCAUUCUUCUGGGGUUCUUUGUGUCUGUCAUAAUGUGGUUGUCAUUUUUUCCUUCUAACGCAUACGGGUUUUACGAGGCACUUUCUAAAUUGGAGGCCAAGCACCGUUUGUUAGACGAGGGACUGGACACCAUUAAUGAACGAUUGAGGAGCACCACUGACCAUAAGGAUAAAGUUGUUGACGCAAAAUUAACAACGACUUCAAGUAACUGAUCUCAAUAACUGGU
Messenger RNA from Dendronephthya gigantea, 1438 nucleotides. RefSeq lists its product as uncharacterized. The record is from RefSeq and is a predicted model, not a curated record. The transcript is spliced from 2 exons. The coding region runs from base 456 to 1424 and encodes 322 amino acids. Lineage: Eukaryota; Metazoa; Cnidaria; Anthozoa; Malacalcyonacea; Nephtheidae.